Messenger RNA from Striga hermonthica, 1299 nucleotides. The record is from the annotation of a GenBank genome assembly. NCBI's taxonomy places the organism in Eukaryota, Viridiplantae, Streptophyta, Magnoliopsida, Lamiales, Orobanchaceae.
AUGACAGUGGGAUUUCUUGGAUUUUUGAGGAAAAAUCUCAUUGCAGACGAGUCUGAAAAUUCUGGAACCGAGAACGACGAGGAGGACACUUACUCCGAUGCAAUAAACGCUCUUUCGCUAAACGAGUCGUGCAGUGUUAGUGGCGUGAGCGGGAGCCACGGCACGGGAGUGAGGCCUUCCGGAACAUUUUCGGUCGACAAACAGACGCGGGAUUUCAUGAUGAGUCGAUUCUUGCCGGCUGCGAAAGCAGUUGUUGUACUCGAGACGCCUCAGUAUGUGGCCAAAAAGCCGUCGGUGGUGGGGCGUAAGGAUGAGGAAAUUGUUAAGGUGAAGAAAAAUUUCGUGUCGGGGGAGAUUACGAGGCCUCUUGUAAGGAAAUACGGGUCAGCUGAGGUACUCCCGUAUUAUGGGAGAUACGGUUUUGAUAAUGAAGAGAGUGAGGAUGAUGAGGAUGAGAAGAUUGGUCGUGUGCCGGUGAAGAAGCCAGGGAAGAAGUGGGGAAUUAUCCCCCGCAUAUGCAGCGUGAAGAGUUCGAUGUGCCUGCUGAACCCAUUGCCGGCUAUGAAGUCCAAGAGCCGUCCCCCGACUCCUACAGCCGGUGAGGAGAGGAGGUUGAGGAGGAAUGCCGUUAGUGGGCCUCUCGACAAGAACGGACGCCAGCUCACCCCUCCUCCGAGAAAGAAGUACCACUCGGGUCAGAUCUCGAGAGACCUCCGUGGGCCCCACGACACCAACAUCACGAAUAAAUCGAGCAUCCACGACUCGUCUUACCCUCUCCUCACUUCCCGAGACUCCCCUCUUCGGCGCUACCGCAGUGGAAGCGUCUCCCCCUACCGAAACGAGUCCCCACGCUCAGCUUUUCGAGAAGCGUCUGGUUUUCUAGGCGUCCCGAAAGAAAUCGACCCCAAAAUAGCCUCUUCACGCAAAAUGUUCAAUGCCCUGCGUGACGUGUCCAGGAACCAUGCGGUCGAGAAAACAGUGUACGUUGAUUCGGUUAGAAAAGUCGUGGAGAAAAGGUCUGGUUCGAAAUAUACGGAUUAUGAUGAGGUGAAAAAGGAUGUUAAGAAGUCGCUUCUGCGUCCGCCUCUGCCGAAAUCGCCGUCCGAGUCUUGGUUGUGGCGGACUUUGCCGUCGUUUGGACAGUCGAGAAGGAAUAGUGGUGAGCUGAACGGUUCGUCCGGAGGUGAUGAUGCGAAAUGGGAGAAUAUCGUCAAGAGCUCCAACAUACGGCACGAUCAUCACGCUUGUUACUCGGAGGAGCUUAUACCUCAUGUGUCUUACAAACAAAGCAAAUCCUAG